Molecule: messenger RNA, 983 nt
Organism: Rhizophagus irregularis DAOM 181602=DAOM 197198
Lineage: Eukaryota; Fungi; Glomeromycota; Glomeromycetes; Glomerales; Glomeraceae
Source: RefSeq, a predicted model, not a curated record
GAAGUUGGAAAAAAAAAGAAUCCAGCCCAAUGAAAAUUGCUUUGAAAAAGUUAAAUGAUUCACAGAAUAUAUCAGUUGAAUAUCUAAAUAAACUUAAAACAUAUUGGAAUUUACAAAGGAAAGAUUCAAAAUAUUAUGGAAUAACAAAAGAUUCAGAAACAAAGGAAUUUAUGAUGAUUAUUGAAUUUUCAGAAAGAGGAAGUUUAAGAAGCAUUCUUUCUAAUGAUUUUAGCAAUAUUUUAUGGAAAGAUAAAAUUAAUUGCUUAUUUAAAUUAUCAUCCAACCUUCAAAAAUUACACAAAUUAGAAUAUAUCCAUAAAAAUUUUCAUAGUGGAAAUGUAUUAUAUAAUGAAGAUAAAGUUAUCUAUAUUUCAGAUUUUGGAUUAUUAGGACCAUCAUAUAGACAAAAGGUAGAUGAUGAAGUAUGUGGUGUGCUACCAUAUAUUGCACCGGAAGUAUUAAAUGGAGAACCAUAUACAUUUUCUUCUGAUAUCUAUAGUUUUGGUGUAAUUAUGACAGAGUUAUCAUCUGGAAAACCUCCUUUUUAUAAAAGAAAACAUGAUAUUAACUUGGCAUUGGAAAUAUGUAAUGGACUCAGACCAGAAUUUGGAAAGGGAACUCCUGAAAUUUACAAGAAAUUAGCUCAUAGAUGUAUGAACGCUAUUCCAAAUCAAAGGCCAACAGCAACUGAAUUGACUAAAAUUUUAGAUUAUUGGCAUGAUUCUUUACAUGUAAAGACAUACGAUAAAUUUGGUUAUAAAGGAGAGGAAAUUAUGACCAUGUUUGAAAAAGCUGAUAAAGAGAUACCAAAUAUUUUAACUUCAUAUGAAACGAAUCCCGAUGCUAUUUACACUAGUAGAGUAUUUACAUUUAACAAUUUAUCAAAACCCAUUAAUUCACCUGUUAUUACUUCAUAUCUGAAUGAUGAAGGAGGCAAUGAAGGUACAAAUUAUAUUCUAGAUUUUUUUAUUAUCAAGCAAUAA